AGUCGGAGCCGUUCGUGAUCAUAGCCGCCUAUCGGCCUUGAAGGGCUUGAAUAUAUACGACGGGCUCGGUGGGGGUUAUCCGAAUGCUUAAGAUGCCCUCGUCGGGCGCGUUACUGAGGAGGAGUGUCAUGGCGCGUGGACGGGCUCAGCUGGAUGAACAAGAUCGUAUCUCGGAUGCGUACCUCAAGACAUCACGGAGGACGCUGCUAGCACUUGACCGGGAGGUCGACAUGCUCGAAACGCGGAUCAGGCAGCUGGAGGCUGCGAUGGAGCUCAUGAAGAGGAGAAAAGAGGCGGUUGAGUCCCUCAGGAGCUCUCUUGGGGCGCGCGGAGUCAGUCAAGCUCGCUCUCGUGAUGAACCUGAUGUCCCGACAGAGACCACGGAGGCGACGUGCUUGCUGCCGAAAAGCAGCCCCCGCGCGUAGCCGGUGAACCCAUUUCCCGAUGCUUUCGGGGAACAGUUGUAACGUGCUACGCAAGUGACUUCGUGCUCAUAGUACCGGACGGGAAAUGUACGGAUACAAACCUCCUUCCCUUAUAGCGCUGCAUGUUCUGUGUUCUUCUGAAGUCUAUUAGUAUGAGACACGCGAGCGGGAAAAUCCGUGUUGCAUAUUGUAUACUCUGCUACUGG
Messenger RNA from Schizophyllum commune H4-8, 631 nucleotides. RefSeq lists its product as uncharacterized. NCBI's taxonomy places the organism in Eukaryota, Fungi, Basidiomycota, Agaricomycetes, Agaricales, Schizophyllaceae. The transcript is spliced from 4 exons. Bases 84 to 425 code for a protein of 113 amino acids. The record is from RefSeq and is a predicted model, not a curated record.